AUGUCGCUGUCUACGUUGGGCUCCGUUUCGCCCCUCGUAUCGCCGUCGUCAGCUGCCGCAGCAGUAAGCUCUUCGCCAGUCGGGACCUUUCUGCAAUCCUUGUCGACCAAUACACAAGUAGUUGGUACCGCAUGGCUUGUCUCCAGCGCACUCUUUACAACCUACUCGACAACGGCCUUCUUGCAGUACAAACCACCACUCGUUGCGGUAACACCGACUCGGCGCAAAGACCAAAUGUUGGUGCACCCCGAUGAUCAACGGAGCAAUUUCUUCUCCCUUUCCCGACCCACUUUGCUAACCCUCUAUCGCUUUGGAGGAUCCCUAUUGCUGGGUUUGCUGUUGCACCCGGAUUUCCAGAUCCGACAACGUCUUCAUGAAACCCUCCAAGCCGUACCAACCUUUGGUCUUUCGGCCUUGUUUCUUUUUGUGGCCAACUUUAGCAAUUCAAUAAGCUUGAGCCGUAUCGGAAUCUCCCUCACCUAUACUUCCAAAUGCGCCAUCCCCAUCAUUACCGCGCUACUCACCGUCUUGCUGGACGGGCCGACGGCGUUGCCCAACACGCUGGCCCUCCUUUCGCUGUUGCCCAUUGCGGCUGGAAUUGCGGCCGCCUCUUGGAAUGCACCAACCUUUGAAAGGAUGGGCUUUGCGGCGGCUCUGGUCUCGGCGGCGUCGCAAUCCGCCCUGAACGUGACGAGCAAGCGAGCCAUGAUGCGGUCCAAUCUGACCGGGCCCUCUGCGCAACGAGUCAUGGUAGCCGUUGGUUUGUGCAUUACAUUAGUAGUAGUGGCCAUGCAGAACUACACCAACCAAAGUACGAAGCACAACGAUUCCUUGGUUGUGGAAGAGCAGCUAAAGCGGCAGAUUCCUCCGGUGUGGCUGAGUUGUGCAGCCUUUACGGCGUAUCACGCUGAGUAUGUACUGUCGUUUAUGUUUGUCAAACUCGUGGCCCCCAUCACGUACGGAACAUGUGAUGCGAUACGACGGUUGUCGGUGAUUCUAUCCGGACGAGUCUUCUUUGGAGGAGCCAAACUCACCAAGCUGAAUAUUGCCGGCAUUGCCUUGGCUCUCCUUGGUGCAUUGAGCUAUUCCGUAACUACGUCACUGUGAACAGUAUACAUAAACAAUGGUGCAAAAUGCACAAAA
Molecule: messenger RNA, 1143 nt
Organism: Phaeodactylum tricornutum CCAP 1055/1
Lineage: Eukaryota; Bacillariophyta; Bacillariophyceae; Surirellales; Neidiaceae
Exons: 1
Coding region: 1-1107 (368 amino acids)
Cellular component (GO): Golgi apparatus
Molecular function (GO): antiporter activity
Source: RefSeq, a predicted model, not a curated record